CAUCCGUAUCCACAGAGGUAUCUGCGAAGUUGCAACCAACCAUAACACAUUACUCUUUAAAGGAAACCACCAACACGAUCCACAUUUCAUUCGCCAUAGCUGCAUCAUCACCAUCAACACUCGCCCUCCUGUAGUAAUCUCUCAAUCUCUCUCUAUUUCUCGCGAACAGGAACCGCUCUCUGUUCUCUCUGUCUCUCUCGCCUCGCAAUGGGGAAGAAGAAGAACAAGAACAACCAUGAGGAUCAGGACCACAAUCACGAAGGGGAGGAAGAGGUAAUACAGAAGAAGGAAGCAGGUGAUGGUGGAGCCAAGAAGGAUGGAGGAAAGAAUCCUCCGACUACAGUUUUCAAGGUCGAAAUGCACUGUGAGGGUUGCGCAUCUAAGAUCAUCAAAAUGGCUCGUCGUUUGGAAGGUGUAGAAAGCGUCAAAGCAGACACCACAGCAAGCAAGUUAACAGUGAUAGGGAAAGUGGAUCCUUCCCAGAUUCGAGAAAUUCUCCACCAAAAGACCAAGAAGAAGGUGGACAUUAUCUCUCCUCAGCCCAAGAAGGAAGAUUCUAACAACAAAAACAACAGGGAUGACAAUAAGAAAUCCAGCGAGAAGAAGCCAGACGCAGAAAACAAGAAGCCAGACGCCGAUAAUAAGAAACCAAAAGAGGCACCGGUGACGGCGGCGGUAAUCAAGGUGGCAUUCCACUGCCUGGGAUGUAUCGAGAAAAUUCACAAGAUUGUUAUUAAAACGAAAGGUGUGCAGGAGAUGACACUGGACAAGCAAAAGGAAACGGUGACAGUCAAAGGCACCAUGGACGUAAAGGCAUUGACUGAAGAUUUGAAGAAGAGACUCAAGAGACCUGUUGAGAUUGUUCCACCCAAGAAGGAAAAAGAUGCCGGUGGUGGAGGCGACAAGGACGGCAAGAAUGCUGGCGGUGGCAACAGCGGGCAGAAGAAAAACAAGGGCGGUGACAGCCAAGAUAAUGCUGGUGGAGGCGACAAGGACGGCAAGAAUGCUGGCGGUGGCAACAUCGGGCAGAAGAAAAACAAGGGUGGUGACAUCCAAGAUAAUGCUGGUGGAGGCAAUGCCACAGCUAAAAUGGAAGUGAGCAAAAUGGAGUAUGCAAUGCAACCCGGAUUCGGCUAUUGUCCGGGUCCUGCGGUGGGACAGCUUGUGCCUGUGUAUUGGAACGGGUACAUGGGUCAGCCUGUUCAUGUGCCUGUACCUAUGUCCAUGCCUGUGCAUGAGUAUGGAUAUGGAGCCGGGCAAGUCUCGGGUAAUUCUGUGUACAUGAAGUUCAACGAUGAGAAUUCAGAUGCCUGCUUGGUAAUGUGAAGAAUGAAGUGUUGAGCAAUUGGACGUGGGAAAAUAUUUGAGUGUAAAUAAUAAAAUAGAGAAAUAGUGAGAAACAAAAGAAAAUUCUCGAUUUUAGUUAACCAAUGAGAUAAUCUUAGGGAUGGCAAGAGAAGUUACCCGCAAAAUACACUCUACCGAAAUCUAAAUGUGAUGAUUAUCUAAAUCUAACUCAAUUAAGAUGAAUUUUAAAUUAGAAAAUUUAUUAUUUAGUUUUUUAUUUAUUGAUUAUAUAAUUUUAAAAAAGUUUUAUAUUAAAAUAUUUUUAAAAUUUUAAAAAAUUUAUAGUUAAUUAUUUUUACUAUUUAAUUUUUAUAUUUAAAAAAAAUUAUUAUCUUUUAAUUUUAUAAAAAAUAUAUUAAUUAAUUCUUCUGUAUUAAAGAGUUGUAUUAAAGACUUUCCGGGUCUAUGGGUUUGUCGCCUACCAAUCAUUCGUCAAAAUUAGCGAAUGAAACCCUCCUUCGUCUUAGAUGUCCUUAUUAGUUGUACGGCGUGAUUCAUGCAUUACACCUGCCUUAAUAAUAUAUGCAGUUUGCUGCUCACCCUUUUUGGAGGGUUAGGUGUCCUCUAGUUUUUGGGAAGGAAGGAGGAGAAGAAAGCAAAUGUAAAGCAUUUUCCUGGAAAUUGUGGGAUCCAUAUAAUGUAAAAGUUUGAAGACCACCCACAUGUGCCCUACAAGAUAAGGACACGAAUUGUAGGGCAGCAGUAGUGCUAGAGGAGACCCUCCCUCCAUUGAUUUUGUGCUUUUAUAGGGCUUGUGAAUGGUAAAAUUGGCCAAAUUAAUUAUUAAUGUCAUUCCAGCUUGGAGUUAGAGGUGAGGUAGUACAAAC
Molecule: messenger RNA, 2174 nt
Organism: Manihot esculenta (cassava)
Lineage: Eukaryota; Viridiplantae; Streptophyta; Magnoliopsida; Malpighiales; Euphorbiaceae
Product: heavy metal-associated isoprenylated plant protein 3
Exons: 5
Coding region: 208-1326 (372 amino acids)
Molecular function (GO): metal ion binding
Source: RefSeq, a predicted model, not a curated record